UGUCAUGUAUGUAAUGUUGUGCUAGCAAGUUUCUGGCUACUGCGUUACUACACAAUAUUGUGAAACAUGUCUUAUUUAACGUCAAAACUAUCAACCCUGGCAAGAUGUACAAAUCACAAUAUCCUGACGUCUUUACACAUGCUUAGAGCCACGGUUGUCAACUCGGAGUGCCGGAGGUCGAUAUGCUCCAGUCCGAUCAGGCUGCAGCAGGAGGCGGCAGAGGAGCAACCAGCUACCCCGGAACAGACAACCUCAAGAGACUUCAGUAUAUACCCUCCCAUGCCUGGCGAGGACAGCCCUCUGAGAUGGGGUGGCAUGAAGUUUGAGGAGCUACCCAUCGUUAACAUCAAGGCCACAUACAACAACACGCUGAUCCAUGUGUCGGACCACAGUGGUCAGUAUAUUGCACGGACAUCGUGUGGAUGCGAGGGAUUCCGCAACAUCAAGAAGUCCACGCCCAUCGCCGCCCAGACAACCGGAAUCUCAGCAGCCUCGAAGGCCCAGGCCAAAGGUGUGUCAUUUGUGCGGGUGGUGGUCAAAGGCCUUGGCCCCGGACGAUUGUCUGCCAUUAAGGGUCUGAGUAUGGGCGGUUUGGAGGUGGUCUCCAUCACUGACAACACUCCCGUGCCCCACAACGGCUGCCGGCCGCGCAAGGCCCGCAGGAUGUGAAGAGGCCAAGGGAGUGAGCAGAGGGUCAUGUCAUUUGUCAUGGAGUGGUGCAUGGAAGUGGGGUCGAGAACCCACAGCAGCCACGACAACCACCCAUGGUGUAUUCUCAUAACGCCAUCUGAGCACACACACACACACACACACACACACACACACACACACACACACACACACAUACACAUAUACAUACACACACACACACACACACACACACACACACACACACACAAGCACACACACCUGUGUCACACCGUCCCUUGGGGGGAGUUAAUGUGGUA
Engraulis encrasicolus (European anchovy) is the source of this 947-nucleotide messenger RNA. RefSeq names its product mitochondrial ribosomal protein S11 (gene mrps11). Gene Ontology annotation, cellular component: mitochondrial small ribosomal subunit; ribosome. The record is from RefSeq and is a predicted model, not a curated record. The transcript is spliced from 7 exons. Gene Ontology annotation, molecular function: structural constituent of ribosome. Lineage: Eukaryota; Metazoa; Chordata; Actinopteri; Clupeiformes; Engraulidae. Gene Ontology annotation, biological process: mitochondrial translation. Bases 67 to 669 code for a protein of 200 amino acids.